AUGGAGAAUUUUAUUACAGUCCCUCUAAGGAUUGAGGAUAUGGACAAGGCAUUGAUCAAGGAGACACUGGUGGUAUUGAAUAUCCAACCUAAGGAAGAUUUCCGGCUUGUCAAAGCGGUGAUUCCAGAAGGUACAUUUUCAGGCAAUAUCAAUAUAAAGCAAUGGCUAGCGUCCAAAAUGCUAAGUGAGCCCGAUGACGAGCAAUGGAUCCUAUUAAUGCAUAAGCUCAUACCACUUCUGCAGACACCAGGAGCGGUAAACAGCCCCCCUAAUGAUGAUAACGAUAACUAUGAUAAUGAUAACGAUGAUAAUGAUAACGAUAGUGAUUUUACGGAUGAGAAGAAUGAAAAGUAUACCAAUUUGCAAUUAUACGGCAAAUUUACUAUGAGCAAAGAAAGCUAUGAAGAUGGAGAGCUCAAGGAAGACUUUGAUUUGGUGGAAAACUUCUUGACUAUUUAUGUGCGGUCAAACCAAACUGUCAGUAAGACAUAUGGAAGCUUUAAAUUAGAGGAAGCUGAUAAUGAGCUGAUUGACUUCUUUAAAUGGAUCAAGAAACUUAUCUACAUGAAAGAUUCACUAACUAAUACUGUAAAAUAUCUGCAAAAACGUAUUCAUAGCCUUGAAUUCGAAAGAGAUGAAUAUAAGAAGCUGACGGAAGAACUAAAAGCCAAUAAUAAGAGAGUCUUGGAUGAUUUGAUGAAUAAUUUCGCCUUUAUUUUGAACAGCAAGAAGAGAAAGAUAGUGGAGCUCACUGCUGGAGAUGGAGGCGACCCACUUUCCGGCCUUAACCGCAAGUUUGAAGCAGAUAAUAGAAGCAAACUCGACAAUAUUACCAUUGAUGAAAAAGUAUUGGACAAGUUACCAAACAAAUUGGAUGCCAAGUUCAGCGGGGGUAUCAAGCGAGCAAAUAAAAGAGCUACACGGGAAUCCUCCAAGAGAAGACAAAAGUCAGCGAUGUAUGAAGAAGAACAGACAGAGAGUGGAGCUUCAGGUGAAGAACCAACCGAAUAUAGGUCUGAAGAAAUUACUAGGAACGGCUCUAACACCACUUCUUUGACCGAUAGACAGAUUGUUGAUGUGGUUAUGGGCCAGGCUGUUGUAAAACACGAAGAGGAUAGUGAUGCUACUGAACUAAGUGGAUCAGAGUCUGAUUCUGGCAGGUCUGCAGAUUCCCCAGGUUCAACCCAGAGAGAUGAGGAAACAGAAGAAGGAAAUAAAGAUGUUGGUAAGGGAGAAGUCGGAGACAGUCUCACUGACUAUAGUGAAUGA
Messenger RNA from Yamadazyma tenuis ATCC 10573, 1269 nucleotides. The record is from RefSeq and is a predicted model, not a curated record. NCBI's taxonomy places the organism in Eukaryota, Fungi, Ascomycota, Pichiomycetes, Serinales, Debaryomycetaceae.